Messenger RNA from Candidozyma pseudohaemuli, 366 nucleotides. RefSeq lists its product as uncharacterized. The coding region runs from base 1 to 366 and encodes 121 amino acids. The transcript has a single exon. Lineage: Eukaryota; Fungi; Ascomycota; Pichiomycetes; Serinales; Metschnikowiaceae. The record is from RefSeq and is a predicted model, not a curated record.
AUGUCUGACGCUUUCAACAAUUAUUGCAUUGCCUGUGACCAGUUGUGCUCUCCACACUCGGUCUACUGCUCAGACUCAUGUCGUGAACGUGAUGAGCACCCCCAGGCCUCCUCCUUGAAGCUGGCGGACAUUGUCUCCCCCUUGCUCACACCUUCGUUAUACCAGCCUCUGUCCGACUCGGCGCUGGAGUCAGCUAGUCUGUUCACCACGCAAGAGCUCAACAACCUGCCAUUGCUUUUGGCGCUGGAGAUGAAGGAGUCGGACGUGCGGGACUUUUCGCUAAAUUAUUCGGUCAGCCAGGCGCCUCUGUUGGGGCCCUUGGCGUCCACGUCGCACAACUACAGGUUGUGGCUCGGCGUGUUGUAA